AUGAGCGACCUCGCGGAGCGGCUGUCGCGAUUGGGACUGUCCCAGUACCUGGAAGCAUUCGUGUCCGAGGGCUUCGACAGCUGGGAGACCGUCCUCGAUAUCACUGAAUCGGACCUUGGCUCUCUCAGCGUCAAGCUUGGACAUCGAAGAAAACUCCAACGGGCAAUCGCCGAAUCGCGAGGACAGUCCUCAGGCCGUCCACUGCCCAUCGCACUCGAAAAUGCGGGCAGCGUCGACGGCUCAUAUCGCAGCGAUGACUCCGCGACAGAAACCAAAAUCAGACAGGGCGAAAUCUCGGUCACAGGCAUAACACCUAGCGCGAAGAGGAAAUACAGACGCCAUCCUAAACCGGAUGAACAUGCGCCGGAGCGACCUCCGUCGGCUUAUGUCAUCUUCUCUAAUCAGGUUAGAGAAACUCUGAAAGGCCAGGAACUGUCAUUCACCGAGAUCGCCAAGAUUGUCGGCGAAAGGUGGCAGGUCUUGCCUGCUGACUCACGAGACGCCUGCGAGCGUCAGGCCAGUUCUGCGAAAGAGAAGUACUACGCUGAACUCGCCGAAUACAAGAAAACACCUGAGUAUGAAUCUUAUCAGAAGUAUCUUGAGGAAUUCAAGGCGAAACACGCCGCUCCACCAAAGGAAGGCAAACGAUCCAAAUUGGAGGCAGACACUCCUGCAUCUACCUGGACUAUCAAUCACGAACACACAGAGCGCACAAUCGUCCGAAGAAUCAGCUCAGCGCAGUCGGAUCAAUACGCUGGCCAAACUCGAACAGAGGCGAGUCCCCCCAUAGGACCGUCACGAUUGCCCUCUGGGUCUUCACGUCCUUCCAAAUCAACUUCGCCUGCGAUCCAUAAUCGCUCUGGAUUCAACUCGCCACGAAUGCCCGAGCAUUACUCCCCGCUUUCUGCCUCGCCACGAUCGGCGACUCUCAACAAAGAGAGUUCUUUCGAAACCACAUCUAGCGUAAUGGCUAGGGAUGCCAGAGGCCAAUCCGAUGCGAGUCUGCCCUUCUCAUCGUCUUACGGCCAUGCGCCCUCCUAUCCUGCAUCUACCACACCACCAUCAUACAGCUCCCACUACCAGACCCCUAUGGAUUUACCAUCGCGACGCUCAAACCGAGAGAUGCAUCGUCUUCCACCAUUGACUCAUGAAGAUACGACAUUGUCAUCGGAUAGCGGCCAGGGUGGAUACGCACCCAGCUACACUGGUCAAACCCUCCCGCCCAUGGAUGCUACCAAAUCAAUGCGUGUACUUCCGGCGCCUGUACCCAGUGCCAUGGCAUCCGUUCCAUCACCUCUUGACCGUCCCUCCGUCCAGUCGCCACCAAAACCACCUCUGCAACAUGCAGACUACAGGACAAGCUCUUCUCUGGCUGCCUUAUUGAGAGCGGGAGAAUUGGCUAGAGUAGCAGAUGCAGAUGCAGACGACGAAGACAUGGAUACUUCGGGAUAUCCUUGA
This is a messenger RNA of Paraphaeosphaeria sporulosa, 1458 nucleotides long. RefSeq lists its product as uncharacterized. The transcript is spliced from 6 exons. Bases 1 to 1458 code for a protein of 485 amino acids. NCBI's taxonomy places the organism in Eukaryota, Fungi, Ascomycota, Dothideomycetes, Pleosporales, Didymosphaeriaceae. The record is from RefSeq and is a predicted model, not a curated record. Gene Ontology annotation, molecular function: protein binding. Gene Ontology annotation, biological process: regulation of gene expression. Gene Ontology annotation, cellular component: nucleus.